AUGUUGAAUUGGGUUCAAUUGGUCACGACCCCUACAGACGACACACCUGGGACGUGCCUGCUACUACACUACGAUGACCAGCGGUACAUCUUUGGCGGCCUGGCCGAGGGUACGCAGAGAGCCAUGGUACAGCGCAAGAUCGGGUUGAAUAGAGCCGAAGAGAUGUUCCUAACUGGCAUAGUAAACUGGCGCAACGCUGGUGGCUUGAUGGGCAUGAUCCUCACCCUUGCCGAUAUCGUCUCUUCGCAAAAGGAAGCAACAAAGACUCUCAACGAAGAGCGCAAGCAAAAGGGCCGCAAGGCCAUCCAAGAUGUUGCAAUCUCCAAGCUGAGCAUCCAUGGCGGCAAGAAUCUGUCACACUUCCUCGCUACUGCCCGGCGCUUCAUAUUUCGCAAAGGUCUUCCACUUCUGCCUCACGAAGUCAGAGAAGACCCGCGGACAGGGACCAAGGGGAGCAACGAGCCCGAUUUCAAGGACCACAACAUCAAAGUCUGGUAUAUGCCCGUCGAAUCAGCGGCUGAGAGCACAACCCCUAUUCAGCGGAAACGUAGUCACGAUGAAAUAUCGGGCCCGAAUGGGCAGAAUGACCAUGACACAGAGGUAGUUGAGAGAAUAGUCACGCAAAUGUUCGACUCCAACUGGAACAUGGAUGCCCUGAUAGAGACGACUCUGCAUCAGGUGCAGUUGCCGGCGAAAGUUUUUGUGCGCGGCGACAACGGCCACAUUCAAGUCUACGAGGGACUGCUGCCAGGAGAGGCCGACGACGUCCCCGAUAUUCCGGUACUGGUGCGGGAGCCUUGGCCGGCAGCAAAAGUACAAUCCCUCCCACGCACCGAGCCUUCUCGGCAGUCUAUGUGCUACAUUGUCAAAAACCAUGACAGGAGAGGCAAGUUCAAACCGGAAGCCGCGCAAGCCCUCAACGUCGCCAAGCGCGACUACAGCAAACUCACAAAAGGCGCAAGCAUUACCACGGAGGACGGGAGAACCGUAACGCCCGAGAUGGUGUUGGAAGACAACGUCAUCGGCAAGGGCUUUGCCAUCGUGGAUGUACCUGAUGACUCUUUCGUCGAGCCCCUCGUCAGUCGCACGGAAUGGUCAAACAACGACAUCAUGGAAGGCAUCACUGUCAUAUUUUGGACCCUUGGUCCUGGUGUUGUCAAGGAUAGUCGUAUUCAGGACUUCAUGAAGACUCACGAGACGCUGCGCCACAUUGUGUGCUCCGAAGACACGUCUCCCAACAUGAUUGCCUUGGAGUCUGUCGCAACCCAAGCGUGGAAGCUGCGAGGUCUUGACCGAGAUCGAUUUCCUGUACCCUCAUAUAAUAACGCAUUGUCCUUGUCGGGCGAGUCAACGACAUGCGUAUCUGACUUGUACGAAGUCGGCAGGACAGGAAAGAUGAUUCAGUUCUCUCCUAAUUAUCUUCACCAGGAUGACAAAAUUGUCCCCUUUCCCGACCUGCCCAAACUUGCUACUACUGAAUCGGAUCCUCGUGUGUGGCUCAAGGCUCAGAAGUUGUCCCAACACGCCAGGGAUCAAAUCGAAGAAGCCGCACAGUGGAUUGAUGACGUUACGUCGGAUAUUCCAAAUCGAGAUGCUGAGAUUAUCACACUCGGCACGGGAUCUGCUCUACCUUCCAAGUAUCGCAACGUGUCUGCGACUCUGGUGAAGAUCCCAGGCGUCGGAAACUACCUGUUUGACGCUGGCGAAAAUACCCUUGGGCAGAUGAGGCGGACGCUCAACAAUGAGUUUCCAGAAGUGGUGCGAAAUCUGAAGGCUAUCUGGAUCAGCCAUCUACACGCCGAUCACCAUCUAGGAACCGCUGGCGUCAUAAAAGCCUGGCACGAGGAGACGAGCAAAACAAAUCCGUCGGCUAGAUUACAUGUUGCAUCGCAUCAGCAUAUGAUUGACUGGCUGAGGGAGUACGCCGAUGUUGAAGACUUUGGGUUCGAUCGGCUCGCAUACACUUCAUUCCGCAACUGGGAUCGCUCUGAUCGCCUUAAAAUCGCCGAACCGAAGAUAUUCAGCCGGGAAGAGACUGCUAGAUGCGGCCUCGAGAGAAUUGACGCUUGCUUCGUUCAACACUGCAAUGGUGCAAUGGCAACCGUGUUCACGUGGCCGUCUGGGCUGAAGAUUGCGUACUCUGGUGAUUGUCGACCCAGUGACGGGUUUGUCCAGAUAGGCCAGGGUGCCACGGUCUUGAUACACGAAAGUACGUUUGACGAUGAGUUGAAGGGUGAUGCAAUUGCGAAGAAACACUCGACCAUGUCUGAAGCCAUUGGCAUUGGACGGAGAAUGGGGGCGAGGAACAUCCUGCUCACGCAUUUUUCGCAGCGGUAUCAGCAAAUUCCGAUCAUCGAGGAGGACACCGCCGACAAGGAGGAGGCCAAGAAGCAAGCGGUGACCCUUGUGGCGUUCGAUUACAUGCGUAUUAAAAUCGGAGAGUUCAGGAAAGCGCGAGCUUUCCUGCCGGCGAUCCAGAAGCUGUUUGAGGAUUCAAACACCGUGAACUGA
This is a messenger RNA of Pseudomassariella vexata, 2511 nucleotides long. RefSeq names its product beta-lactamase-like protein. The record is from RefSeq and is a predicted model, not a curated record. Gene Ontology annotation, molecular function: 3'-tRNA processing endoribonuclease activity. The transcript has a single exon. Gene Ontology annotation, cellular component: mitochondrion. The coding region runs from base 1 to 2511 and encodes 836 amino acids. NCBI's taxonomy places the organism in Eukaryota, Fungi, Ascomycota, Sordariomycetes, Amphisphaeriales, Pseudomassariaceae. Gene Ontology annotation, biological process: mitochondrial tRNA 3'-end processing.